GCUCUCUUCUCUGCAGCUGCAAGCUCCGUCUGCACCAAGCAUCACCGGCACUAGACUGCUGUCUGCACUGCACUGUUAUUAGUAGUAGCCAUCAACUAGCUAUAGCUUCGAUCUCCUGCACUGCACUUGUGUACUCGUGUAGCAACUGUGACCUGCAAUGGCGGCAGCUUCCUCGCGCAUCUCGUCUCUGGGGUUGCUGAUAGCCGCGCACUGCGCGCUCUUGCUCGCUUUGGCUGGAGCUGCUGCUCACGGUCGCGGUCACGCUCCCAGCGGCGGCGGCGUGGCGCUGAGCUCCGCGUUCUACGACGAGUCGUGCCCCAGCGCCCACGACGUCGCCCGGCGCGUCAUCCAGGACGCGCGCGUCUCCGACCCGCGCCUCCCGGCCAGCCUCGUCCGCCUCCACUUCCACGACUGCUUCGCCAACGGUUGCGAUGGCUCCCUUCUGCUGGACGACGAUAACCCGGCGAUCCAGUCCGAGAAACACGUGCCCGGCAACGACAAAUCCGCGCGUGGCUUCGAGGUUGUCGAUGACAUCAAGAGCGCGCUGGAGAAAGCGUGCCCUGGCAUCGUCUCCUGCGCCGACAUCCUCGCCCUGGCAGCCGAGAUCUCCGUCGAACUCGCUGGAGGGCCACGAUGGAAGGUGCUGCUCGGCCGGCGAGACGGCACGACGACUAACAUCGAGAGCGCCAGUAACCUACCGAGCCCUUUCGACACCCUGGACAAGCUCCAGGAGAAGUUCAGAAACUUCAACCUCGACGACACUGACCUCGUCGCCCUCCAAGGAGCGCACACAUUCGGUAAAGUCCAUUGCCAGUUCACGCAACAGAAUUGCACGGCCGGCCAGUCCCGUGGCCGCGGCGCACUGGAGAACCUGGAUCAGGUCACACCCAAGGUGUUUGACAACAAGUACUACAAUAACCUCUUAAAGGGCCGUGCUCAGCUCCGGUCCGACCAGGUUAUGCUAUCGGAACCUUCUGCUGCGGCGACUACUGCUCCCAUUGUUCAUCGGUUCGCAAGGAACCAACGGGAUUUUUUCAGAAACUUUGCGGCAUCCAUGAUUAAGAUGGGAAACAUUAGCCCGCUGACAGGAAAGGAUGGGGAGAUCAGGAACAACUGCCGGAGGGUCAACAAACGCUAGACUCUGAAUGCAUGCAUUGAUUCAAUUCGAUUGAUUCAGUUUUUCUCUUAACCAAAAUGUGAGGCUUUGUGUAAAUGAUUCUUCUGUUUCAUUUCACUAUCUUGUAACCGCAAGGUGUUUAUCUUACAUUUUUCUCCCUUCUGUAAAGCAAAUGUAAAAUCGUUUUCA
Molecule: messenger RNA, 1306 nt
Organism: Sorghum bicolor (sorghum)
Lineage: Eukaryota; Viridiplantae; Streptophyta; Magnoliopsida; Poales; Poaceae
Product: peroxidase 2
Exons: 4
Coding region: 158-1138 (326 amino acids)
Biological process (GO): hydrogen peroxide catabolic process; response to oxidative stress
Molecular function (GO): heme binding; peroxidase activity
Source: RefSeq, a predicted model, not a curated record